AUGGGUUUUAGAAUACAAAAUUUUAUAGGUGAUCCUUUUGCUAUAUCAACAGUAUCAUUUGGAUUAAUUUCAUGGAUUAUAUCAUUAGGAGGAGCAGCAGCAUCAGAUCAAUCAAGAUUUCCACAUUUUACUUGGUGGGGUAUAGCUUAUCAAAUUGUUAUUAUAUUAGUUAUAUUUAUACUUUAUUCAAAUAAUAAUAUUGAAUUAUAUAAAUUUACAUUAGUUGGAUUAGUUAGUGUUGCAUUUAUUUAUACAACAAAUUCAACAAAUAAUUUAAUUUAUAAUUCUUUUUCUUCUGGAAAUUUAUGUUGUGCAGCAGGUUGUAUAUUAUUAAGUAUAUUAAAUUUAAUUUGGAUUUUAUAUUUUGGUGGACAUCCUGAAUCUCCAACAAAUCAAUUUAUUGAUAGUUUUAGUUACAAAAAUAAUCAUCAUCAUGAACAAUUAGGUAAUAAUAUAAAUAAUAAUAAUUCAUCAAGUAAUAUUAUAAAACAUGAAUCAUAUAUUGAUGAAACAACAAGUCAAGAUAGAAGAUAUAUUUCACCAAUGAAUUUACCACAACAAGAUCAAAUGAGACAUUUAUCUGGACCAGCUACUACUGCUUCUACAACAAAUAAUAAUAGACAAUCGGUAAGAGGUUCAACCACAAAUUCAACAAAUAUUGCAAAUGCAUAUAUACAAUCACAACAAUUAAGUGGAGUAGAUAACAAUAAAGAUAACACUCUCAACAACACUAACAAUACUAAUAAUACAACAAGAGAUUUAACAUCAAAUAAAAGAACAACAAUGUAUACAGAUUCAGAAACUAAUACAGGUAUUACUUUCAGAUAUAAAGCAAAAGCAUUAUAUAGUUAUGAUGCAAAUCCAGAAGAUUUAAAUGAAAUUAGUUUUGUUAAAGAUGAAAUUUUAGAAGUUGAUGAUAUUGAUGGUAAAUGGUGGCAAGCAAGAAGAUCAAAUGGUCAAGUUGGUAUAUGUCCUUCUAAUUAUGUUAAAUUAAUUGAAUCUUAA
Messenger RNA from Lodderomyces pseudojiufengensis, 1005 nucleotides. It is a transcript of the gene SSU81, whose product is annotated as osmosensor. The transcript has a single exon. Lineage: Eukaryota; Fungi; Ascomycota; Pichiomycetes; Serinales; Debaryomycetaceae. Bases 1 to 1005 code for a protein of 334 amino acids. The record is from RefSeq and is a predicted model, not a curated record. Gene Ontology annotation, molecular function: protein binding. Gene Ontology annotation, biological process: regulation of actin filament polymerization.